Molecule: messenger RNA, 303 nt
Organism: Rotaria sp. Silwood1
Lineage: Eukaryota; Metazoa; Rotifera; Eurotatoria; Philodinida; Philodinidae
Source: the annotation of a GenBank genome assembly
AUGAUUGUAGAUUAUGAUGCAUCAUCACCUUUUUAUCAUAUCUCAAUUUAUUUUGAUAUAAUGCAAAAUCAUAUUGAAUUAAUAUGUCAAUUUUUAACAGAUGAUACACGUCAUUUAUUACGUUUUAUCAUACUUAUAUCAAUAUAUUUUAAAACAAAAUCUUUUCUUAAUCUUUAUCAAAAACAUGAUUUAACUAUAUCAAAUAAACAAAUAAAUCAAUUAUUACUUAUACCAUCUUAUGAUUUUGAUUGUCUUUAUUAUUUAACAAAAAAUAAAAGAAAAUAUAUACUAUAUAUUUAUUGA